Messenger RNA from Closterium sp. NIES-67, 1919 nucleotides. The record is from the annotation of a GenBank genome assembly. Lineage: Eukaryota; Viridiplantae; Streptophyta; Zygnematophyceae; Desmidiales; Closteriaceae.
GUGUGAACCCAAGGAGAGUAGUGCAGCAGCCAAAGGUGGUGGAAAUGAGGAGGAGAAUCAUAAGAUCAGCAAAACAGCAGCGGCGAAGGAGAAAGGAGAGAGCUUGUGGGGCACAAUUGCGAGUGCCGCUUUCUCCAACCCGACCUCCGCUACGGGAGAGUGUGAUUGGCUGACCUUGCAUCGGCGAAUGGGGCAUGUGGCAUUGCCCAUUUUGCAGCAGAUAGUCAAGCAAGACAUGGUCAGUGGGAUACGUGUCAAGGGGGAGCCCAAUGAGGUGCUUGGCUGUCCAACAUGCAUGCAAGCCAAGUUCACCCGCUACCCGUUCCAUAGCUCGGAGACAACGGCGAAGGCACCACUUGAUGAGGUGGUGAUGGAUGUGGUGGGUCCCUUGAAGCUUGGAGCUGCUGGAGCUGAGUACUUCCUCACCAUUGUGGACGUCUACACUCGCAUGACUUGGGUAUAUGUGCUGCCCAAGAAGAGUGACGUGGCUGAAACGGUGAAGACCGAUUGGUUGCCGAUGGUGGAGCGGCAACAAGACCGACUUGUGAAGGCGAUUCGCACUGACCGUGGGGGAGAGUUCCUGAGCAAGAACUUCUCAACUUGGCUGAAGAAGCAGGGCAUAAGGCACUCUCUUACCAUGCCCUACUCUCCUGCAAUGAACGGCAUUGCCGAGCGUGCGAAUCGGACACUCACGGAGACGGCUCGGGGACUUCUCAUUGAAGCCGGUCUUCCCAAUUACUUUUGGCCGGAUGCGGUGCGGCAUGCUUGUGUGGCCAAGAACAGAGCCUUGACUCACGUGGGAGAAGACAAAUGGGUGCCCUAUGUGGAGUGGAUUGGAAGGAAGCCGAAGGUGGAUAUGCUUCGGGUGUUCGGGUGCAUGUGCAUGGCACUUGUGCCUAAGAAACUUCGGCACAACAAGCUUGAUGCCAAGGCAACAUGGGCCGUGCACUUGGGCAUGGCUCAAAACAGCAAGGGAUGGCUUCUUUGGGACCCAUUUACCAAGAAGUUCCUGGUGAGCAGAGAUUGCAAGUUCAUGGAGAACUUACCGUACAAGGAGUGGAAGGCGGAGAACCAAGCGAAGAUUGGUGUGCGGCUUGGAGAGGUGAAGAGUACCGGCUUGGAGCAUGUGGAGCUGCCCUUGGAGCUGAGUAGCAGCAGCACUAUCACAAGGCAAUCUCCUCAAAUGAAUGGGGGAGAAGAGGAGGAGGAGGUGCAGCAAGGUGAUGAGCGUACACCGUCACUUCCGCCUCGUGCUACAAGUGCUCGCGGGAACCGAGCAGAUUUGCAGCAACGCCAUGAGAGCAUCCAAGUCCCUGCAGUAGAGGAGGAAGGAAGGGGGAGAAGGAGGACUCAGCCCCCCAAUAGGUUGAGCUAUGAACGGCUUGGAGGAGCAGCCAACUCAACCUUGACCGGUUCGGCUCUCAUGCUAGGCGAUGAAGCGGAAGAUGAAAGCGAGGAGUGCGCUUUUGCCUUCUUCUCUCCGGUGGAGAUACCGGGGGAGCCUACAAAUCCCAAGGAGGCUUGGGAGGGCCCCAAUGGGAAGGAGUGGAAGAAGGCCUCAGAUGAAGAGAUGGGGAGCAUCAUCGAGAACGACACGUUUGACUUGGUGAACCUACCCCGGGGCGUAAGGCGAUCUCUUCCAAGUGGCUCUUCAAGCGCAAGACCGACGCCGACGGCAACAUUGAGCGCUACAAGAGCAGACUUGUAGCCAAGGGGUACCAGCAGCAGGAGAAGAAGGACUACAAUGAAGUAUAUGCUCCUGUGGUAAAGGGUACAACCCUUCGAACCCUCUUCGCCGCGGCGGCCAUCAAAGGAUGGGUGGUGAAGCAAAUGGAUAUCGUAACGGCCUUCCUCAACGGAGUUUUGGAGGAAGAGACCUACAUGGAGCAGCCAGAGGGGUACAAUGAUGGGAGUGGCAG